Antrostomus carolinensis (chuck-will's-widow) is the source of this 267-nucleotide messenger RNA. Its product is annotated as glutathione peroxidase 1. The record is from RefSeq and is a predicted model, not a curated record. The annotation marks the transcript as partial. NCBI's taxonomy places the organism in Eukaryota, Metazoa, Chordata, Aves, Caprimulgiformes, Caprimulgidae. Gene Ontology annotation, cellular component: mitochondrion; cytosol. The transcript has a single exon. Gene Ontology annotation, molecular function: glutathione peroxidase activity. Gene Ontology annotation, biological process: response to hydrogen peroxide; glutathione metabolic process; hydrogen peroxide catabolic process.
AACGGGAAGAACGCGCACCCCCUCUUCACCUUCCUGAAAGAGGCGCUGCCCUUCCCGCACGACGACCCCUCCUCGCUGAUGACCAACCCGCAGUACAUCAUCUGGUCCCCGGUCUGCCGCAACGACAUCUCCUGGAACUUCGAGAAGUUCCUCAUCGGCCCCGAUGGUGUGCCCUUCAAACGCUACAGCCGCCAUUUCGAAACCAUCAAGAUCCAGGAUGAUAUUGAAUUGCUUCUGCAGAAGGUUCCCAAGAAUGUUCUGGAAUAA